Lodderomyces theae is the source of this 1128-nucleotide messenger RNA. RefSeq names its product type 1 protein phosphatase-activating protein (gene SDS22). Lineage: Eukaryota; Fungi; Ascomycota; Pichiomycetes; Serinales; Debaryomycetaceae. The record is from RefSeq and is a predicted model, not a curated record. Gene Ontology annotation, molecular function: protein binding. Bases 1 to 1128 code for a protein of 375 amino acids. The transcript has a single exon.
AUGAUAGACGUUAUGGAUGCAGAAGCUUCUCUAAGCAGCAAGGAUGAAGAACACAAGCUCGAUACUGAUGCAGUCCUCUCGCAAACAGAAGAAGAAGACAAUGCACACAACGAGUAUGAUGAUGACAACGAUGAUGGCAACGAUGAGGAGGGUACUAAUGGCGCAGUUGAAUACCCAGGUACAGUAUUGCCAGACAACAAUCAGCAAGAGAUUGACGCCGAUAUUGAUUUGACAGCUGGAUUAGAGUCUGACGCCGAAUUCAUUGAUCUUGUGCACUUGAAAAUUGGCUCACUCGAAGAUUUGAACUUGUCACGAUUCAAGAAGUUGGAAUCGUUAUGUUUACGACAAAAUUUAAUAACCUCCAUCGUUGGAGUCAAAGACAUCUCAUCAACUUUGGAGGAGCUAGAUCUUUAUGAUAACAGAAUAAAUCAUAUAUCGAGUUCCAUAAAGCAUUUGACAAAUUUGAAGAAUCUCGAUUUGUCAUUCAACAUGAUCAAGAAUAUUAAAAAUAUUGAAACGUUGGUAAACUUGGAAAACUUGUAUUUCGUGGCUAACAAGAUCAAGGAGAUAAAAAACUUGGAUUCAUUGACCAAAUUGGUGAACUUGGAACUUGGAGGAAACAAGAUUGAGGUGAUUGAAAAUCUUGAUAACCUCGUCAACAUUACCCAGUUAUGGCUAGGGAAAAACAGGAUUCAUAAAUUGCAGAAUUUAGACGGGUUGGUUAACCUAAGAGUUCUCUCGAUACAGUCAAACAGGAUAAGAAAGAUCGAGGGCCUUGAUAAGUUAAACAAUUUAGAGGAAUUGUAUUUGUCUCAUAAUGGUAUCGAGAAGAUAGAGAAUUUGGAAAACAACACCAAUCUUCAAGUAUUGGACGUCACUUCCAAUAAGUUGACUGACUUGUCCGGAUUGAAGCAUUUGACAAAAUUGACUGAUUUUUGGUGCUCCUACAAUCAAGUGCUGAGUUUUGAAAAUGUGGGCAAGGAAUUGGGCAAGUUACCUGACUUGGAGUGUGUUUAUUUUGAGGGAAAUCCUAUCCAAACUGAGAAUCCUACAGCAUAUCGCAGAAAAUUGAAAUUAUAUUUGGGUCCAUCGUUGAAUAAGAUUGAUGCAACUUAUAUACAUGGGUAG